AUGAAGCCUGAGAACAAGACCGUCUCGCCUGCCCCCGAGGCGGCCGAUGCCAACCCCGAGGUCUUCGAUACCCUCACGGAGAAAGAGAUGCGUGGCCUCAUCAAGAUCUUUGCUUGUAUGAAGAACAAGCUCGAGAUUGACUACGAGAAGUUUCAGCUCGCUACCGGCUGGGCCAAGGGCACCUGCACCAACUUUCUCUCUGCCGUCCGGAAGAAGGGUGUCUUCGACCCCGCCGUCAAUGGCAAGGGUCCCGACAAGAAACGCAAGCACGCCGAGAUCGACCAGGUUGCCCUGGAGACUGAGCACGAGGAUGAUGAGCACGAAGAUGAUGAGGAGGAGGUGAAGGUCAUUCCGAAGAACGAGAACGGCCGCACCCCUCUGCCCUCGGCUCGUCCCAUCAAGAAGGUCAAGCCCUCGACUCGUCCCACCAAGAAGGUCAAGCCCUCGGCUCGUCCCACCAAGAAGGCCAAGACCGAGGCUGCCUCUGAGGCUGUCAAGGUCAAGGAGGAGUAG
This is a messenger RNA of Thyridium curvatum, 513 nucleotides long. RefSeq lists its product as uncharacterized. The transcript has 2 exons. Lineage: Eukaryota; Fungi; Ascomycota; Sordariomycetes; Thyridiales; Thyridiaceae. The coding region runs from base 1 to 513 and encodes 170 amino acids. The record is from RefSeq and is a predicted model, not a curated record.